AUGUUAUCAUUAAAUUUGUUUUUUCCCACCUUUCUCUAUCCACCUUUUCCUUUUCAUCAUUCUCCUCUCUCCAUCCUUUCCAUCUCUCUACUCACUGAUUCCUUCUUUUCUGCCAACUUUCUCUCUCACUCUCCUUUUCUCUCUCUCCUUUACUCUCCCUCUCUCUCCUAUUCUCUCCUUUUCUCUCUCUCCUUUACUCUUCCUCUCUCUCUGCUUUUUUCUCUCUCUCCUUUACUCUCCCUCUCUCUCUCCUUUUCUCUCUCUCUCCUUUUCUCUCUCUCUCCUUUUCUCUCUCUCCUUUUCUCUUCCACUCUUUCUGCUUUUUUCUCUCUCUCCUUUUCUCUCCCUCUCUCUCUCCUUUUCUCUUUCUCCUUUACUCUCCCUCUCUCUCUCCUUUUCUCUCUCUCCUUUACUCUCCCUCCCUCUCUCAUUUUCUCUCUCUCUCACUUUCUCUCUCUCCUUUUCUCUCUCUCUCCUUUUCUCUCUCUCUCUCCUUUUCUCUUUCACUCUCCAUUCCUCCUGUUUGAUGUUGUCUCUCUUUUCCAAUAA
Acanthosepion pharaonis is the source of this 549-nucleotide messenger RNA. The record is from the annotation of a GenBank genome assembly. NCBI's taxonomy places the organism in Eukaryota, Metazoa, Mollusca, Cephalopoda, Sepiida, Sepiidae.